AUGUUUAUAAUUAACAUUAUCUCACUUAUCGUACCAAUCCUACUCGCCGUAGCUUUCCUGACACUAGUGGAACGAAAAGUCUUAGGAUACAUACAACUUCGCAAAGGCCCAAAUAUUGUAGGACCCUACGGCCUCCUACAACCAAUUGCAGAUGCCGUAAAACUUUUCACAAAAGAACCCCUACGACCCCUAACAUCAUCCAUUACCAUAUUCGUCAUAGCCCCCAUCCUAGCUCUAACACUAGCCCUAACAAUAUGAAUUCCACUGCCAAUGCCAUACCCCCUCAUUAACAUAAACUUAGGUAUCUUGUUCAUACUAGCAAUAUCAAGCCUAGCUGUCUACUCCAUUUUAUGGUCCGGAUGAGCCUCAAACUCAAAAUACGCCUUAAUCGGAGCCCUGCGAGCCGUAGCCCAAACAAUUUCCUACGAAGUCACACUAGCCAUUAUCCUCCUGUCAGUAUUACUAAUAAAUGGCUCCUUUACCUUAUCCACUCUAAUUACCACACAAGAGCACCUAUGACUAAUCUUCCCUGCAUGGCCUCUAGCCAUAAUAUGAUUUAUUUCGACACUAGCAGAGACCAACCGCGCCCCAUUCGACCUAACUGAAGGAGAGUCAGAAUUAGUCUCAGGGUUUAACGUCGAAUAUGCAGCAGGACCAUUCGCUCUGUUUUUCCUAGCCGAAUACGCCAACAUCAUCAUAAUAAACAUCCUUACGACUAUCCUAUUCUUUGGCGCAUUCCACACCCCCUACCUACCAGAACUUUACUCCAUUAACUUUACCAUAAAAACACUCCUACUAACAAUCUCCUUCCUAUGAAUUCGAGCAUCAUACCCCCGAUUUCGCUAUGACCAAUUAAUACAUUUACUAUGAAAAAAUUUUCUCCCCCUAACACUAGCCCUAUGCAUAUGACACAUAGCCCUCCCCAUCAUAACAGCAAGCGUUCCACCCCAAACAU
Mustela erminea (ermine) is the source of this 955-nucleotide messenger RNA. The record is from the annotation of a RefSeq genome assembly. NCBI's taxonomy places the organism in Eukaryota, Metazoa, Chordata, Mammalia, Carnivora, Mustelidae.